AUGGUGAAUCCGGAGAAGACCUCGACCAUGAUUUUCACUAGAAAAUAUAAGCCUGAACCAAUAGAGCCGCUGAGGCUUUGGGGCUCAGGAAAUAGGCAUAAGGAAAUAGAGUAUACCUACCCAAUGAAGUAUCUAGAAGUUCACCUGGAUUCAAAGCUGAGCUGGAAAUCACACCUCGAGGAAAAGAGGAAAAAACUGUACACAUCCAUGUGGGCUUGUAGAAGAGUCAUAGGCAGGUACUGGGAUAUUAAUCCCAGGAUCGCCCUGUGGCUCUACAAAAUGAUACUACUACCUAGGUUAACAUAUGCUACGGUUGUCUGGUGGCCUAGGGUGGAGAAGAUGGAGGCGAAGAACCUGCUCAAAAGCCUACAGGGGAAAUACUUGAGGGACGUGACAGGGGCCAUGAAAACCACAUCAACUGAGGCGCUGGAAGUAGCACUUGGCUCUCCGCCUCUGAGCCUAGUUAUAAUCAGCGUAACAAGACGAGCAACAUAUAGAAUGAGGUGUCAGGGGGAGUGGAAGGAAACCAGGCUCGAUGGAUCGGGGGCAAAUGAUCUCUUUGGGAUAGGCAUUUACGGUCCCAAAAUCAAUCAUGAAAAAAGCAUACUAUUAAGGGGGCAGGCCACAGUCUUUCAGGCUGAAGUGUUCGCCAUUUCGAGGUGCGCAGAACUCCUGAUUGAUAGAAAAAUCAGGCAUCGCAUCUGUAUCUGCUCAGAUAACAGAGCAGCUCUUGCUGCACUUGCAAAGAUCACCACAGAAUCGUCUGUAGUUUGGGACUGUAUGCAAGCCCUUGACAAACUAGGGGAAACAAUCCAAGUUACUCUAGUAUGGGUCCCUGGACACCAGGACAUACCUGGUGCACUUAUAAACUCCUGGAAAAAAUCAAAGGGUUGCAAACUGAUAAAGCAACUAACGAAACAACCUAAUCUGGCCAGAACAAAAGAACUGACAGCUAUGGGAAGACACAAACUGAGAAUGGGCAUAGGCCUCCUCACAGGACACUUGCUUCUCAGAGCACACCUAUACAACAUUGGACUAGCCGACCAGAAAAACUGCCGGCUAUGUGGAGAAGAAAACGAGGACAGCAUACAUCUUCUGUGUCGCUGCCCUCUGCUUGCUUGCAAGAGAUACAGAUCCUGGAGCAACACGUUUCUGAUGUCUGAGGAUCUGGACGGAGCAAAGAUAGACGACCUCAUAAGCCUAGUACACGGUACGGGGCUGGGCUAA
Messenger RNA from Mycetomoellerius zeteki, 1227 nucleotides. RefSeq lists its product as uncharacterized. The transcript is spliced from 3 exons. The record is from RefSeq and is a predicted model, not a curated record. Bases 1 to 1227 code for a protein of 408 amino acids. Lineage: Eukaryota; Metazoa; Arthropoda; Insecta; Hymenoptera; Formicidae. Gene Ontology annotation, molecular function: nucleic acid binding.